Messenger RNA from Talaromyces proteolyticus, 1786 nucleotides. Its product is annotated as putative NOL1/NOP2/sun domain protein. Gene Ontology annotation, biological process: rRNA base methylation. The transcript is spliced from 2 exons. Gene Ontology annotation, molecular function: methyltransferase activity. NCBI's taxonomy places the organism in Eukaryota, Fungi, Ascomycota, Eurotiomycetes, Eurotiales, Trichocomaceae. The coding region runs from base 55 to 1683 and encodes 542 amino acids. Gene Ontology annotation, cellular component: nucleolus. The record is from RefSeq and is a predicted model, not a curated record.
GCUCAUCGCUACUUCACUUCUGAAGUAGUUCCCAGGCCUGAAGGAGCCGCGACUAUGUCGCUAUACUAUGAUGCCGAAAAUAUCAUCUCCUCGUCAAGUUUUUCUCAAGGCGGCUCCUUCAAGUCGCGCAUCUACAACUCCAAAUCCCUCAAAGCUAAGCCAGCACAGAUCUAUGCGCUUGUGACAGAGGCUGCGAAAUGGGAUAUACUCUUGAAAGAGGUUAUUGAACAUGCGGGAGUACUGUCAUUAGAACCAAAGUUAACGCCGUUGUUAUGCUUACUACUUGCGCACGACUAUCUACUGAGUAAAAACGGCAUUGCAGCUCCUGCUUCCCACCCUAUCCGCCAAGCGAUUGAGAGGCACAAAGCGCGUCUAAAAGCAGAGCUCACAAAGGCACGUGUACGGCGAGGCUGCGCAUCGCUGCAGGAUCUUCAAGCGGUUAUACUUGCUGAAAAGAAAGCGUUUCUUGGACCCGAUGGGCUCACCGAAAAUAUGUAUCCGCGAUGGGUGCGGAUUAAUAAUAUUAAAAGCACGCUCAAUGAACAAUUGAGCGGUACCUUUGCCGGGUAUCAGAAAGUCGAGAGUUUGGGCGAGUUGCGAACAGGGAACCAGGUUUACGUUGAUGCUCAUAUUCCAGACUUGGUUGCGUUGGCUCCAGGGACUGUCGACUUUUCUUCGACAAAGUCGUAUAAGAAUGGAGAGAUCAUAUUACAAGACAAGGCAUCCUGCUUCCCUGCUUACCUCCUAUUAGGAGAUGCAGAUGGACAGUGGAGCGGGAUGGACUUGGUUGAUGGAUGUGCUGCACCCGGAAACAAGACUACUCAUCUCGCGUCACUACUUGCGGCUCGGAAAAAGUCACAAAGCAGCUCUGAAAAGACAAGAAAAUCGAAAAUAAUAUCCAUGGACGCUUCUGCUCCCCGUUCAAAGACUUUGCAGAAAAUGGUCUCUGUCGCAGGUGCCGACAAGAUCGUGACGGUUCUUGCUGGUCAGGAUUUUCUAGCUUUAGACCCGACGGAUGAACAGUUUGAGAGUGUGACUGGGUUACUUCUAGACCCCAGUUGUUCGGGCAGUGGCAUUAUAGGGCGCGACGAUGUUCCCCAGUUGAUUUUACCAGAGAGUAACAACAAAGCUUCGAACUCGACCAACAGAGCAAGGAAACGCAAACGACAGGCAGAGGCGGAUGACGGUGAUAUUGCCAAAGUAGCCGCGUCCAACCAGCCAGAGCCAAUGAGCAGAGAACGCCUUGUCAAGCUGUCCAAUCUCCAAACCCACAUCGUGGAGCAUGCUCUUCAUUUUCCUGCAGCAACACGAGUAACGUAUAGUACAUGCUCAACACAUUUUCUAGAAAACGAGUCAGUUGUUUCAAGAAUUCUAGCAUCGGAGGUAGCAAAACGAAGAGGGUGGAGGAUAAUGCGGAGAGAUGAACAGCCUAGGGGUCUUCGCAAGUGGAAUCAUAGAGGUAUAAGGUCCGUUCCGGGAGUGAAGGAUGAUGAUCAAGUCGAGGUUGAUCUGUCGGAUGAACAGCUGGAUGCUUGUCUCCGAUGUUGGCCUGGUGACGAUGAGUGUACGGGUGGGUUUUUUGUUGCUGGGUUUGUGAGAGAUGAGUUGGUAGAACAUGAAGAACACGCCACUGGUGGUGACCAAAGUGAUUACGAGUCAGAAUGGGAGGGGUUUGCAGAUUAGAUUAGUCUUCUCUUAUAUCAAGCAAUGACUGAGUCGCCACACACAUCUGGAUAAAACGGUAUACAAUCUUCAUAAUGAAUUCAAUACGAACAAUAUAUGAUCC